Molecule: messenger RNA, 946 nt
Organism: Mercurialis annua (annual mercury)
Lineage: Eukaryota; Viridiplantae; Streptophyta; Magnoliopsida; Malpighiales; Euphorbiaceae
Product: putative F-box protein At1g67623
Exons: 1
Coding region: 9-815 (268 amino acids)
Molecular function (GO): protein binding
Source: RefSeq, a predicted model, not a curated record
UGAAAUCAAUGGCUAAUCUAAAAUUUCUGAUUACCAAAGGCAGAAAACGUUUAAAUUCAAACCGAUUUAACAAUCUUCCUUCGGAAUUAUUAACAGAAAUUCUUGCAAAAGUAGCCUCUACGUCGGCUAUUGAUCUAUUCCAAGCGAAAACGAGCUGUAAAGACUUUCGUCUAGCAGCGUCGGAUGAUUACGUCUUUCAAAACAUCGAGAUUGAUUCGUUUGUUGACAAAUCAUGGAAAAUAAGGCAGAAUGGUGCGUCCAAUUUUUUGGAAAGAUGCAAUAAAUGUGGAAAUCCAGAGUCGUUGUUCCGACAAGGUAUGAUCGAUUAUUUUAGUAACUUAAAAAUUGAUUCCGGAUUCGAAUGCUUAAAAAAGGCGGCUAAUAAAGGACAUGUAGUUGCUACUUACGUGUACGGUAUAAUUCUUGUGUGUUAUGGCGGCGAGUUACGAAAAAAGGGUUUGAAGUUACUUUUCGAGUUAAAACGAAGAUCGAACUCGAGGUUGAUUGUGAAAGAAUGUAGAGAAAAGGUGAGGAAGAUUUUCUAUGAAAUGUGGCCGAAUAUUAAUUAUAUAAUUGGAUACGGACCGGCCGAAGAAGAUGAAUUUAAGAGGAAAUUAAAAAACUGUAAAUGUAAAGCGAAGUUAUGUUCUUGGACCGCCGUGCCUCGCAAGGAAUCGUCAGUUUGGAAACCGCCGCGGGACGAAGAAUUUGAAGAUGAUAAAUUUUCUUGUCAAGCUUGUUUAUGGGAUCUUGAAGCAUUUAGGUUUCUUAAUUUUUUAAGGACAAAAUGUUUUAAAGUUCCUUUUUUGUUGUAAUUUUUCUUGAUUGUGGCUAAUUAGUCUUUUAGAGUUUGAUUUGCAGUAACAUAUUUAGAUAAUUCGUUAGAAGCAGAAGCACUAAUUUUGUAAUUCAACCCAGUCAAACAAGUGUUUAAAAUAAUUCGUUU